AUGUCCGUGCCUUUCAAGUACCGCCAGCAUAUUCGCGACAUCCACGAGUCCUUCCAUGACGGCAAGCCCAUUGCGGAGGAGGAGCUGAUGGGCGUGAUGGAGAUCAUUGCCGCCGCCGAGCAUCGGGCCCUUAUCGAGCCGUAUCGGGCCCAAUGCCCGCUAAGCUCCAACGCCUUCCUUGCCCUCAUGUAUGAGCUGCAGAAGGCCUCCAAGAUUCCCUACGACGAGCUGGUGUGGAAUUACAUUCGGGGAGCCCUCAGGAAAGGCAUUUUCAACGGUGAGGAUCGCACAGACGUCAAGGCCCUACGUUCCACGCUGGAUCCCAUGAUGCGUGCGGUGCACCUGGGCGUCCCGAACCUCUACAAGGAGCACGCCCCGCCCGAUGACGAGGGCCGCAUCAGCAUUGACCAGCUCUGUGACGUCUUUCGCUCCCUCUACCCGGCGAACCAAGUCGUUUACCUGGAAAUGUACAAGUGGGCACGGGCGACCAAAGUGGCGAAGGGCCGGGGCGGCGUCAGUGCACGCGCCAAGACAUUUGAGGAAGUGCGCCCUGCCAACGCGGCUGCCGCCUCACCGGUCGCACUGGCGGCGCCAUCGCCGUCGCCGGCAUCAGCGGCGGCGUUACCAGAGCCGCAGCCGAGGGAUCCCGCUUCAAUGGAGGCGCCUACAGCAGCUAUCAGCGCGACUGCGGCGGCGGACGCCUGUAGGGCGGCCAACCCCCAGCAGACAACCUUGCAGACGCAAGCGGUCUCUGAAGAAGGGCCACAGGUGGCGUCAAGGCAGGCGUCUCAGGUCACUGAGGAGAGUAGAACUAGGCCGGGUGGGGACCCGCCCACGGAUGCCUUGAGCAAGCCAUCAGGGGCCCCCGGGGAGGUGAGGCAGCCAGCUGAUGGGAAGCAACCUUCGGACGACGGCGCGACAGUCGCCGCCCCCUUUCCCAUUGCAACGUCGGCGGCGGCCCCGCCAAGCCUCAGGGCAGAGGAAACGGUGGAGGCAGCCGCAGUCAAGGAGGCACAGGCAGACGUUCAACACACCCCAUGCGUACUUCCCGAAAAGAAGAAGGAGGAGAUGCCACUCCCCAGUGCCCUGCCUACGGAGGCAGUUCCGCUCCCUUUCCGCAGCUCCCACGUUGCGCAGGCGGAUGAGGAGGGCAAAGACGUACCCCGACCUCCAAGGGAGGCCGCGGAAGUGCCCUCUGUUUUGCCCACCCCCGCUGGCUCCUUCUCCUGCCUUCAGCUUCCCCCGGCGGUCCAGCUGGAGCGGCGUCCCGGACUCGAUUUUAAUCCCCCCCGUAUUCGUGACAUGGAGCCGCCCGCCCGGAAAGCAAACUCCCCCACUGAGGGAGAUCAGACUUUAUCGCCACCGCCGCGGCUGCGCGGGCAUGAGGAACUCCCUUCAUGGGAGUAUGAGGAGGCCCUGCUGGAUGCCAUGCUGUCUCGUGUUGCCCCAGGAAAGCCAGUGGACCCGCAAGUGGUGGAUUAUAUUGAGGAACUUGCAAGGCAGGAGAAGGAGCUGAAGUCCGCCUUGCAUGACGAGAUGGAAAACUUGACGUCAAACAUGUUGGCCUGCGAAGUUGUCGAGCAACGAAUGCUACUGCUGCGUGCGCAGAGGAAGUCGCAGUGUUUUGACCGAAUGGAGUCGCGGCGGUGCAAGCUGCUGGAGGAGAUGGAAACAUAUUUGUCACGGGUGCGGAAAACACAUGCGCAGCAUGCGGCUCUACUCGAUGGUGCCAAAGUCACCGCCGUGGUGGCGUCCAGGAAGGACGCCCGUUCCUCGCGAUACGACGGCACUACUUCUUCGCACGCACGGCAGGGUUCCGGGGAGGUUGUGUCAGUGUUCACUCCUCCGCCGCUACCGCCGUCGUCGGCGGAGCGCCGAGGCCGCCGGUUGCAGCAAGAGUGGCGACUGGGGGAAAGACUGCAAAGCAUGCAGAAUGAGCCCCCCGCGGCGGCGUGGACGCCGAACGUGUUCUUGCCGCAGGAACCACGCCCUCCCGUUCAUCAGCUUCUCUCGGGCAUGGGGACCGAGCUGCCCCAGCGCGGGUUCAGCGCCUACCCGUUGGGCAGCGCCCCGCAGCGACAGUCUGUACAAGUUGUGCACAGUCGCCCAGCUCAGCACCACCCGCAACUUCAAUCGGGGCUUUUUGAUGAGGAGGACCUCGCUUUUCUUGUGAGGUCCGACACGCAGUCGCUGCACUCGCCGUUGCCGCGGCAACCCGGCAGUCGGGGCGUCAAUCCGCACCUCACGGCAGAGGUGGCGGCGAAAGUGUUGACAAGUUCGCAGUUGCAGCGGAAGAUUGAGGAGCGUCUGGCGGUGCGUUUGUCAGGCAAUUCUCAACCCCUUUAG
Molecule: messenger RNA, 2346 nt
Organism: Trypanosoma conorhini
Lineage: Eukaryota; Euglenozoa; Kinetoplastea; Trypanosomatida; Trypanosomatidae
Exons: 1
Coding region: 1-2346 (781 amino acids)
Source: RefSeq, a predicted model, not a curated record